This is a messenger RNA of Knipowitschia caucasica, 1338 nucleotides long. NCBI's taxonomy places the organism in Eukaryota, Metazoa, Chordata, Actinopteri, Gobiiformes, Gobiidae. The record is from the annotation of a GenBank genome assembly.
AUGGAGAGGGAGCUGCAAUGGUGGAAAGGACAGCUGGCUGCAGAUAUACAUCAGUCCCUGCGCAUCAAGGAGCUGAAGUUACCUGCGUACCGGGCUCAUUCUCCACAGAUCGGCAUGCGGCGCUACUUUGCCGACCUGUUGGCCAUCCUGAGUAACCGGUAUCAACUCUGCCCCACGGCCCGCCAUCUCGCUGUCUAUCUGCUGGACCUGUUCAUGGACCACUACGAUGUGGCCGUGAAGCAGCUCUAUGUCAUCGCCCUCUCCUGUCUGCUCCUGGCCAGUAAAUUUGAGGAGAAGGAGGACCGUGUCCCCAAACUGGAGCAGCUCAACUCUCUGGGCUUCAUGUGCAGCUUGAACCUGGUGCUCAACAAACGGGACCUGAUCAAAAUGGAGCUGCUGCUGCUGGAGACGUUUGGCUGGAACCUGUGCAUGCCCACCCCGGCACACUUCAUUGACUACUACCUCCACGCAGCUGUGCAGGAGGGGGACCUCUACAACGGGUGGCCCCUGUCCUCCUUUUCCAAGACCAAGGCUUUUAUGGACAAGUACACUCACUACUUUCUGGAAGUCUCACUGCAGGACCAUGCCUUCCUGAGUUUCCGGCCGUCUCAGGUCUCUGCUGCCUGCAUUGCAGCGUCUCGUAUUUGCCUUCAGAUCAGCCCCAGCUGGACCACGGCUCUGCACCUCCUCACAGGCUAUACCUGGGACCACCUCACCCAAUGCAUUGAGCUCAUGCUCCUAGCCCAUGACAAUGAUGUGAAGGAGGCCAAUAAAAGCAAGACCACGCCGCCCCACAGGCCGUCGUCUCUGCAGCCUCAGGCCUCCGCUCAUCUCUCUCCUGUGUCGGCUGUACAGAGAACCUCCUCCUCCUCCACCACCUCUACUCCACAGCUGCUCUUUCAGCCUGAUGCCUUCCCACAUAUCUCCCAGCAUUCCCCCUCGUUGACACAGCUGCAGGCCCUGGCCCCUGUGGUCAGUGUUUCUCAGGAUUUUCUCCAGAACCACAGAAUGGGUCUGCUAACAACUCAAGUGGUGCCCCCCGCACCCGCAUUUUCCUCAUACUCCGCUCUGAGCUCAGGUCUUCAGCCCGGCACCAGGGGCCUCCCUCUGCAGGGGCCCCUCUCCAUGCAGAUGGCCCUAGCUACAGAGCAGCGCCACUGUCUGAGUAUGGCCUACAGCGGGGGCUAUCUGGGGGCUCAUCACACCUUCACAGCGGGAUGUUUCGACAGCACUGUACCUUCUGCCCCCGUGCCCUCCUCUGUGUCCCAGAGACGCCUCAAACGCAAACAAAGGGCCAAAAGCAAGACUGACCCAGUGGAAGUCAUCACUCUGACGUGA